CACGACGUCACCUGCUGGGAUCUCGAAGAUGGCGACGACGGGGACGCUGCAGCUUCACCGCAUCUCCUCGGCCUUCCUUCUCCUCCUCCUGCUCGGCUUGCUGGGCCACUGCGAGGAGCAGGUGCCGCUCGUUUUGUGGACGCACGAAUGGACCCCUGAACUUAGCCAGUCCCCCCCUGUGGCCGGUCACAUUGUGGAGCAGCAGCAACUGGGUGCCUAUUUAGACAAAACCCUCAACACGGGCCCCCAUAAUGUGGUGCUGUUUCUUCAGGACAAGAUGAGCGUGGAGGAUUUCACCCUAUAUGGAGGAGCUUUUGGGAACAAGCUGGACAGCAUUUUCCCGAACCUGGAGAGCGCUCUGAGGUCGUCGUCAUCCUCUCUGGUGCUUCCUGCCGUGUCCUGGCCCGCCUCUAAUGCCGUGAUUGGUCACCUGCAAGACCACCUGGGAACCUCCCCUCUGUAUAUGGACCCUGAGACGCUGAGUCAGCUCCGACUCAAUGCCUCCUCGGCAGCCCUGCUUGUCUUCCGACUGCCCUACUACAUCGGGUCUGAUUUGAUGUCUGCCAAAGAAGUUCUCAGUGGCAAUGACGAGGUGAUCGGCCAGGUUCUAAGCAUCAUGAAGACCCAGUCAGUUCCGUACACGGCCAUCUACACCGCCUUGCGGCCCUCCAGGGAGGCGCCAUCGCUCUCCAUGGAGUCUACCCUGGGGGGAGGACGCUCACUCCUGCAGGCCAGAGGUGGAAACAGAGAUCGGGAGAGGGAACGGGAGAGGCAACGCAAAAUGAAGCAGCGGACUGGGAUCUAUGCUCCAGUGGAGUUUAAGGAAGGCGAGAGCACCUGCAUCCUCCUGUGGGCCAAAGGCCUGUCAGUCAGCAUCCUGCGAAGCGGCCGCUGGGAGGUACAUGACUUGACACCGUCCACCUUUGGGGAGGGCGUCAGCCCGAAGCUUCAUGGAUCAACUUGUGACAAAACCAAAGCACGGCUCGUCCUUAACUAUGAGAACGUUCUUGGCCACCGCAACUUCAAACUCCUCUUCGCUCUGAGCCAGCGCCACUACAAGGUGUCGGCCCGACGCUGGUUCACGCUGGACGCCGUGGAGUUGGAGUAUGACGGCACCAAGGCGACCUUUAAUGGCAGCAGGAACAUAUAUGCCCCCGCCGAGUACUCAUACCGCUGCGAGUCUGUCACCAGCUUCCGAUGGCCGCUGCUCGUCCCACGUUCGUCCAAAGAUCCAGCCAAUCAGUGGAGGGUCUCCUUUGAAGACUUCCAGAUACAAGGUUUCAAUGUGAGCGGAAGUGAGUUCUCGUAUGCGUCCGACUGCGCCGGCUUCUUCUCUCCUGGAAUUUGGAUGGGCCUGAUGACCAGUCUACUCAUGGUCUUGGUGCUCACGUACGGCCUGCACAUGAUCAUGCAACUGCACACCAUGGACCGCUUUGAUGACCCCAAGGGCCCAGCCAUCUCUGUGCCACAGACAGAGUAAAUCAUGUCUUCCUAUCCAUCCCUCUCACUCUCUUCUCCUGCACUCACCCAGCCCCCAUAGCGUUUCCUUUGUGCUACAGACUCAUAACUGUUAUUGCCCCACCAUCAUUGCAUUGAUUGUCCUAAAUGACAUAUUUUUCCUCAGCGCGGCCUGCUCAUGUUCAGGUGUUUGAUUGAGUCUUGAACACCAGUAGAUGGUAAAGCAACAAAAACAGGGUCCCGCUUAAAAAAACAAACAAACAAAGAUCUAGACAUAUAAUAUACAAAUUUUAUUUAUUGGUGAUAGUGUUUGUGGUUAUUGCUUGUUUCUGUGGGGGAAAAUGUGAUAUUUAUCUGUUCAUUGAAGGGAAUACAUGUUCUGUCUGUAGAUGUUUGUGUCAGUGAAAUAUAGCAAAAGGGGGAAUUAUUUAUUAUUUCAGUUGAUUUGAUGACUGUGAAGUGACUGUAAUGGUUGUGGUCGAUGUCGUGCAGCUGCUCAAUAAAAUGUCUCUAGAGAAA
Messenger RNA from Dunckerocampus dactyliophorus (ringed pipefish), 1977 nucleotides. RefSeq names its product ATPase H+ transporting accessory protein 1a (gene atp6ap1a). The transcript has 11 exons. Gene Ontology annotation, cellular component: proton-transporting V-type ATPase complex. NCBI's taxonomy places the organism in Eukaryota, Metazoa, Chordata, Actinopteri, Syngnathiformes, Syngnathidae. Bases 29 to 1480 code for a protein of 483 amino acids. The record is from RefSeq and is a predicted model, not a curated record.